AUGGAGAUGGCACGAGUGAGAGGCGCGACUCGAACUCAUUCUUGGAACAGGACAAUAAAAUAUGCUGUUGACCCACAUGUGGGGACCUCAGGACACAGAGCACAUCUCCACCUGCAGCGGACUGUGAUUUUCCUGGUUGUGCUCUCCAUACAGCCGCAGGCUGUUUGGGCGGUGGGGAUGUUCGAGCUUCAGAUCCGUCACUUCCAGAAUCUCCAUGGACUGCUGCAUAACGGGGCGUGCUGUGACCCCCAGGCCAACGAGGGUCAGCGGUGCUCUGCCAGGGACCAGUGUGACACGUAUUUCCACGCGUGUCUGAAGGAAUACCAAGCCAGGGUUAUCCCCACUGGAGCCUGCACCUUUGGGACGGGCAGCACGGGGGUCCUGGGCGGAAACUCUCAUUCUCUUCAUCACCAACGCCAUGGAGUAGAGGACAAUGCUCAUGGUCACAUUGUCAUUCCCUUCAAAUACGCCUGGCCGAAAUCGUUCUCCUUGGUGUUGGAAGCACUGGACUUUGACAACAACACAGCGGACGUGUCAGAAUCAGGUCAGCUGAUUGAGCGGAUCCUGCUGUCGUCGAUGCUGAACCCUGGUGAGCAGUGGCAGGUUUACCGGCAUCACGGCCGCACUCUCAGUCUGGAGUACCGCCUGCGCUUCCGCUGCGACUCCAACUACUACGGACCGUUUUGCAAAGAGUUCUGCAGAGCUCGAGACGACUUCUUUGGACACUUCAAGUGUGACCCCAACGGCUCCAAGGUCUGCAUCGACGGCUGGACCGGCUCCGAAUGCAAAGAAGCUGUGUGUAAGCAAGGGUGUAACCAGCUACAUGGCCUCUGUAACGAACCUGGUGAAUGCAAGUGUCAUUACGGCUGGAUGGGGCCGCUGUGUGACAAGUGCCUGACAUUUCCUGGGUGCACGUACGGAAGCUGCACUGAGCCCUGGCAGUGUGUCUGCGAUGUCAACUGGGGAGGACUACUAUGUGAUAAAGAUCUAAACUACUGUGGCACCCAUCAACCCUGCAAGAACGGAGGGACAUGCACCAACACAGAACCUAACGAAUACCAGUGCGAAUGUCAAGACGGAUUUAAAGGGCGCAACUGUGAAAAUGUGGAACACGCCUGUUUAUCAUCUCCCUGUUUGAACGGAGCAACAUGUGAAGAGAACCCCUCGGGCUUCAGCUGCACCUGCACGGAUGGAUGGACCGGGCUCACCUGUGCACAAGUGGUGAGGCAGUGUGACCGCGGUCCAUGUGGACGGGGCUCCACGUGUGAGGAGGCUCCAGGAGGUUUCCGUUGCUUGUGUCCGCCCGGGUGGAGCGGCAGGACGUGCCAGCUCGACACUAAUGAAUGUGAACUCAAGAUAUGUGUCCAUGCACGUUCCUGUCGCAAUCUGAUUGGAGGAUAUCUGUGCGACUGUCUUCCAGGAUGGACGGGGCCUAACUGUGACGGAACAAACAGCAGCUGUCAAGGUUUAUGUUUAAAUGGAGGUCUUUGUGAGGAUUUUGCCUCUGGGUCCAGAUGUCAGUGCCCACUUGGCUUUUCAGGAAAAUACUGCCAGGAAGAGGAAAAUCUAUGUCAGAGCUUGUCCUGUCAAAAUGGAGGACAGUGUGUGGCAAAGGACCGAAAGAAUCCAACUUGCACCUGCCCCUUUGGCUAUGCAGGGACCUAUUGUGAGAUUGCCCCUGAUCCAUGUAACCCCAAUCCCUGUAAACAAGGUGUGCCCUGCCACAGCUCAGAAGGCAGGUACAUGUGUGUAUGUCCAGAAGGAUUUUAUGGAAAUGAAUGUAUGACCCUGAAAGAGCCGUGCAUUGGCCUGCAAUGUCCAGAUUCAAGGUCUGCCACCACUCCUGGUGGACUAAGCUUCUACGUGGUACUUGUGGGUACGUUGGCUUUAAUCAGUGUAUGUGGAUGUGCGGCCUGUGCCCUCAUCGCCUCACAUCUCCAUCAGAAGAGGAAAAAGCAGCAGACUGCCCCACCUGAAGAAGGAAUAAACAAUCAGAGAGAGUUUGCCAACCUCAUCAGAAAUGUGGACCGUCCUGCACCACAAAUGCCUCCUACAGCCCCUCUGGCCAAUGCUACAGGCAUGGCACCUGUGCCUCGCUGCUAUGAAGAGAUUGAACUCACACUGCCACCGUCUCCUGCUCCUUCACAACCCUCCCCAGCACUCAAGCCACUACACUCCCACAAACUGGACAUUUCAAAUCAAGAGCGGGAGAAACUCAAUCGAAUCCACAGCACAGAAAACCAAGAGCUUGAAGUUUGA
Molecule: messenger RNA, 2259 nt
Organism: Knipowitschia caucasica
Lineage: Eukaryota; Metazoa; Chordata; Actinopteri; Gobiiformes; Gobiidae
Source: the annotation of a GenBank genome assembly